Messenger RNA from Quercus lobata, 1522 nucleotides. Its product is annotated as tropinone reductase-like 3. The transcript has 6 exons. Lineage: Eukaryota; Viridiplantae; Streptophyta; Magnoliopsida; Fagales; Fagaceae. The record is from RefSeq and is a predicted model, not a curated record. Gene Ontology annotation, molecular function: oxidoreductase activity. The coding region runs from base 42 to 809 and encodes 255 amino acids.
AGUAAUUACAAUACGAAUGCGUAGAUCAGGAAGUCAAACAAAUGGACAAGUCGAAGUUUGGCAAGAGAUAUGAAGGCAAAGUGGCCAUUGUCACAGCUUCGACUCAGGGCAUCGGCUUCUCCAUUGCCGAGCGUCUUGGCUUGGAAGGUGCCUCUGUCGUCGUCUCUUCUCGCAAACAGAACAACGUAGAUGAGGCAGUUGAAAAACUCAAAGCUCAAGGAAUCGAAGUGUUGGGUGUCGUUUGUCAUGUGUCAAAUAAACAACAAAGGAAGAACCUCAUAGACAAGACUGUUCAGAAAUAUGGGAAAAUAGAUGUGGUUGUAUCGAACGCAGCUGCUAAUCCUUCAAUUGAUGACAUUUUGCAAACUCAAGAAUCUGUCCUGGAUAAGCUAUGGGAGAUAAAUGUCAAAUCAUCCAUACUUAUUUUACAGGAUGCAGCUCCUCACUUGCAGAAGGGUUCUUCAGUGGUUAUUAUUUCCUCUUUUACUGCCUACCAACCACCAGCUACCAUGGCUAUGUAUGGGGUGACUAAAACAGCCCUUCUUGGGCUUACAAAGGCCCUUGCAGCUGAAAUGGCACCAAAUACACGCGUAAACUGUGUUGCUCCUGGUUUUGUACCAACAAGCUUUGCCGCAUUCCUUACAACAAAUGAUGCUAUUAGGAAGGAGAUUGAGCAGAGGACUUUACUUAACAGGCUUGGUACCACACAAGACAUGGCUGCUGCCACUGCAUUUUUGGCAUCUGAUGAUGCUUCUUAUAUAACAGCAGAAAUUCUAGUGGUGGCGGGAGGGAUGCCUUCUAGACUCUAGAUCCCUUUCUAUAUGGCUAUGUGUUGUCUUCCACCGUUCUACUCAUAGAAACCCUUCAGUUUAAUACUUGUUUCCAAUAUAACAAUUAAAAAGCAAGAAAUUUUGUUUUUUUUUUUUCCUUUUUACUUUUGAUGAAUAAGAAACUUUAUUCAAACAAAGCAAAGAAUCAAAUACAAGCAGCAUUUACUGCAGACGAUUUUCGGGCAACGAACUACUUCCUCAUUCAAGAAUCAAAUGGGCACUCUUUUCACCUGUGGUGGUGGUGGGAUUGGAAAGAAGAGGUCCAAUCUCCCAUUCGGGGAUGAGCAGAAAGGCCUGAAGCCAACCGUUAUCAACCCUGUUGAACAACGUAGUGUCUCUGGACAAGUGUCAUGACUUGUUCUAGUGAAGCGGAUGGAAAUGCUAACACCAUUUCUUUGGCAAAUUUGGUGUUUUCCCGACAUGCUAUGAAGUCCUUAUCUUCAUCCAUAGAUUCCAUUGCUUUACCCUUUUCAGUCUUCUCUGUUUCUGGGUGGGGUUGAUUCGUCCAAAUGUCUUUACUUUGCCGCUUUGGAUUGACUGGGAGAUUCUGAUACUAGGUCUGCAAUAAAUUGUCCAUUACAUCAUCUCUCACAGAAUGUUGUGUAUGCCCCAAGCACCUUCCUCCUAGGAUCUAGGAGAAAGUAUGAAUAAGAAAGAAAAAAGGAAACGGGUUUAAACCCCCUUACCAUAAA